This is a messenger RNA of Amphiprion ocellaris (clown anemonefish), 2732 nucleotides long. Its product is annotated as nucleolar transcription factor 1-like. NCBI's taxonomy places the organism in Eukaryota, Metazoa, Chordata, Actinopteri, Pomacentridae. The transcript has 21 exons. The coding region runs from base 279 to 1946 and encodes 555 amino acids. The record is from RefSeq and is a predicted model, not a curated record.
UUUUAUACGGAUGUCGGCUAGAAAAUCCAAACACCAGGACGUGUGCGACUUUGCUGUUGCGUCUGGCGUGUUUGGUUUGUGACUGAGUAACAACGACAGCUAGUUAAAUAUCGCUUGUGCUCCUUUUAUCUACAAGAGCUGAGUUUGUUCAGCAUUAGCAAGUUAGCUAAUGUUGCUAUACAUCUUUAGUGGAGUCACGUAUAUUAAAACUAACUUCUACCCAGUUAGCAUCCAGCUGUGACACCUGAUGUCUCCGGAAAACACAUUUUGUCUGAAAAAUGAAGAAGAAAAGUGAAGAUACAAUGGAGACCGAGGAAACUGGAUGGACCAAGGCAGACCUCCAGAGGCUUCUCGCGGCAAUGAAAGACAGCAUCCCAAAUAAUAAGAAAAUGAAGAGUUACAUCAGUGGACUGAAAAGUUUACACUGGAAUAAAGUGGCUUUCCCCCCUUUUUCUCCUGAGGCAUGCAAACAAAAGUGGAUAACGAUGCAGGAGAACAUGCGUAAGAUUCGGACCCUCACAGAGCUUAUUGUUGAAGCUGAGGAUGUCAUAGCCAAUCCUGGCUGUAACAGAAAGGGUAAAGAAUGCACUGAAGAUGCAGAAGGUCCACCUCCAAAGCCACCUCAAAGUGGCUAUAUGCUGUUUGUGAAGGAGCAAAUGGUGAGCAUGACGGGUACCUCAAGAAAAAACAAACUGGAUGUUUGUGGUCAACGCUGGCAAGAGUUGAGUGACACAGAGAAGGAAAAAUACUGUACAAACUGCACAGAGUUGAACAGACAGUACAGGAUAAAGCUGAAUGCAUAUUUAGAGAGGUUUGACAUAGAGGAGCAGCAGCAGAUCCUUAGAGAGAAGGGCAUCAAAACACCUAAAAGACGCAAGGGUGAAGAGUGCAAUGAAGAUGCAGAAGGUCCACCUCCAAAGCCACCUCACACUGGCUAUAUGCUGUUUGUGAAGGAGCAAAUGGCUAGCAUGACGGGUACCUCAAGAAAAAACAAACUGGAUGUUUGUGGUCAACGCUGGCAAGAGUUGAGUUACACAGAGAAGGAAAAAUACUGUACAAACUGCACAGAGUUGAACAGACAGUACAGGAUAAAGCUGAAUGCAUAUUUAAAGAGGUUUGACAUAGAGGAGCAGCAGCAGAUCCUUAGAGAGAAGGGCAUCAAAACACCUAAAAGACGCAAGGGUGAAGAGUGCACUGAAGAUGAAGAGGAUCUACCUCCAAAGCCACCUCAAACUGGCUACAAUAUGUUCUGCAAAGAGCAACUGGCGUGCAUGACGGGCACUUCAAAAAGAAACGAAUUUAAUGUUUGUGGUCAGCGCUGGCGAAAGUUGAGUGACACAGAGAAGGAAAAAUACCGUACAAACUGCACAGAGUUGAACAGACAGUACAGGAUAAAGCUGAAUGCAUAUUUAGAGAGGUUUGACAUAAAGGAGCAGCAGCAGAUCCUUAGAGAGAAGGGCAUCAAAACACCUAAAAAGCACAAGGACAGCCUUGUGGAGCAACUACCUGGCGAGCCCAAAAGGCCACCUCUAUCUGGCAAUGUGAUUUUCUGCCAAAAACAGAUGAAACUUCUAAAGAAAAAGAUCCCAAAUCCAACGCAGCGCUUUGCCAAGGCCAACAAGAAGUGGCAGGACCUCUCCGCAAAGCAGAAGGAACAUUACAAAAGAAAAGUUGAUGAAAACAUGGAAAAAUACAGAAUGGAGCUGCAAAAGUGGUUCGAAACACUGACGGCAGCAGAGCAGAAGAACUAUCUGACAAGGAACCCCAAACAUCAAUACCUUAAGGCCAAGGAAAAAAAGGGUUUUGUCAACAAACCGAAUUUGUCCCAGCCAUCAGACUCCGAAGAUGACGACAUCGAGUUCAGUGAAGAAGAGAGCUGUUGGUACAGUGACCAGGAUGAGGAUGAGGAGGAGGAAGAUGAAGAGGAUGCCAUGUUUGAAAUGUAGAUGGUGAUGAGAUGGACAGCAGAAGUGCCACACAUAUAUUCAGAGAUGGAUUCUGGAUAUGGCAAGAUGGAGAACUGCUACAAUGACUGGCUUUCAUGAGAUUUUAUUUUGUGGUCAUGCUGGGAGGAAAGUUGCCAUCACAAUGUAACACAUCCCUGCUGGAUUAAAAACGACCACAAACCCUUCAGGCUCUACAGGGUUCGUUACUGUUUUGCUGUCGAUUUGUUCUAUGGUUUAUUCUAAUGUUAUUUGGGAAUACACACCAGUGAUGGACAAUGUCUGCUGAUAUAAUGAGAGCCUUUAAGUGCCUGAAAAGCUGAAAUCACAGAAGAGUGUGUCUCUGCACCGUUAUACAGUCCUGACUGGAUACACAGUCACCAGAAUGUAAGUUUGGAAAAUUUUGUUUUUUCAUUGCAUAAAACUUUAGUAGGAGAAACUUCAAAGUUGCCAAAGCAUUUAUCAGGUCUUUAAGGUGGGCCAUGUGUUACCACCAAAUCUUGUUGCCCUGUUGUAGGACAAAAAAUGUGUUUUAACACUUCCUUAUAUCGGGUUUACAGGCAGCAAGACGGGAUUCCAAACUGGGGGAAGUAAUUAACUGCCCAGGGGCCACUGGUUUGGCAGUGUUAACCAAGCUGGGCUCCUCAUUAUUAGCCAGUAAUGUGGUCCUGUCUUGUGGAGGGACACUGUGUUAAAAUCUGCACUGAAAUUAAACAGUAUGCAAAUGGUACGAUUUUCCGAUGUAGAAGUUAAAAAUUCUAUUAUGAUUAAUAUAAAGGGUUCAAUUUA